UCCGCAAAGAAUUUCCUCUAUUCUUGAGUGGACUUGGUAUAUGUAACACAUUGCAGAAAACCCUAAUUUUCUCAUUUCACUUUCGUUCUCUGUAAAAAUUUUGAUCUAUAAAUUCUCGAAAGAAGAUUUUAACCAACUCUCCAAGACUAAUCUAAAACAUGUCGGGUGCGUACGGUUACGAAGGAGAUGGAUCUGCUCCGCCGCCCAUGGGUGGGGGAGGCUACGGAGGAUAUGGCGGAGGAAGUAGUGGUGGCGGCGGUGGAUAUGGUAAUUAUGGAAGUGGCGGAGGCGGAGGAGGCUAUGGUGGUAAUAGAGGCGGCGGAAGGGGAGGUGGAGGUGGGGGAUACGGAGGAGGUGGUGGUGGAUACCAAGGAGAUCGAGGGGGACGCGGCGGCGGAGGAGGCGGAGCCAGAGGUGGUGGUCGUGGCGGUGGAAGUGGCAGGGAUGGCGAUUGGCGAUGCCCUAAUCCAGGGUGUGGGAAUUUGAAUUUUGCUCGAAGAGUUGAGUGUAACAAAUGUGGUGCACCGUCUCCUGCUGGAUCUGAUGAUCGUGGGAGUAGAGGUGAUGGUGGUGGAAAUACUCGAGGUGGUAGAGGUGGUAACUAUUAUGAUGGUGGAAGUGGCAGAGGUGGUAAUGAUUAUGAUGGAAGAAAUAGUAGAGGUGGUUCUUAUGGUGGUAGUCAAGGCAGAGAUGGUGGUUAUGGGAAGGAUGCUCCAGUUGCUCCUGCAUCUCACAAUGGAGCGGGUAAUAACUACCCCCCACCUCCUCAUGCAUAUGGCGGGAGCCCUAAUUAUGCUCCUGAUUCAGUUCCUCCUCCUGCAAGCUAUACUGGUGGCCCUGCUUCUUAUCCUCCAUCAUAUGCUACUCCUGCUGGAUAUGGUGGUGAUCCACGUAAUGAUAGCCGGGGUGGCGGACGAGGUGGCCCUCCUGGUGGGUAUGGGGGAGAUUUUCGAAACUCAGCAGGAGGUUAUGGUGGUGCUCCAACAGAGGCUCCAAUUGCAGUCAAGCAGUGUGAUGAAAAUUGUGGUGACUCCUGUGACAAUGCUAGAAUCUAUAUCUCGAAUUUACCUCCAGAUGUGACCACGGACGAGCUUAGAGAUCUUUUUGGAAGUAUUGGACAAGUAGCAAGAAUCAAGCAAAAGCGAGGCUACAAGGACCAGUGGCCCUGGAGUAUAAAAAUAUACACAGAUGAACAUGGAACCAGCAAAGGAGAUGCAGUUUUGUCAUAUGAAGAUCCAUCUGCUGCACAUUCAGCUGGUGGUUUUUUCAACAUGCAUGAACUUAGAGGUCACAAAAUUAGUGUCACAAUGGCUGAGAAAUCCGCUCCAAAGGGUCCUCCAUAUGGUUCUGGGGGCGGUGGUAGAGGUGGCUAUGGAGGUGACAAACGUAGAGACGGUGGCGGUUCAGGUCCAAAUAGGAACUAUCAUGGUGGAAACCGCUCACGUCCAUACUAAACUUGAAGCAGAGCAUUUUAUGUACUAAUAUUCUGGGGAAACAUUUUAAUUUUAUUGCAUUCAUGGAUUUAUUCUCUUACUGGAGACAGAGGUAGGUUGUUCGCUUACUUUGAGCAUUACCCCCUUUUCUUCAUUGUUUAUCCUUUUGUGUACUUGGUGGGGGAGAUUUUCUUAUGCCUGUGGAUUGAUUUGAGCUGUGUGAAUGUCUUUAUAGAGGCAAGUGGAUAUUCUCCAAAAUGCUGCUAAAUGAUAGGUUGAAUUAUCAGGUGAGUGUUACUUCUAUUGAGAGUAGUGCAUUGAUUGUUCCGACUCUGAGCAAUUUGUGAUUUUGCUUUCAUGUUUGUUCAUCUUGCUAUGCCGGACCCAAAUAUGAAAGCAUGCUCCAGCAUAGUUUUUGGAGUAAUUUGUUCGAUCAUUAACCUUAGCUCCUCACACACAUUUUUAGGUCUUAGUUUUGUUAACAUGAUACAAGAUGAAUAGCUAGGAGCUGGUUGACAAGCUGCUGGAGUAAAAUUCAAGGACAAGACUACUUUCACAGUUUACUUUUCGCAACUAAAAUCUUGGAAGAAAAGAGAGCCUUGGAUCAAAUUAAAAUCAGGUGAAAGUGGCUUAGGUUGUGCCGUGUUGUCUGAAUCUAUGUUUCGCGGGUGCUGGCAAGUUUCGAUGAUUACUUGUUUUUUUGAGUAUAUUUGUGGCUUGAACAGUAAAUGAUUGCAAUCUGGGUUGUGCUUGAGGUGGAUUUCAUUUUUUGUCAACCACACGUUUUUCGGCAAAUAGAUUAUAAAAUUUUUACUAUGGCAGCAAGGAAGUUUUCAACAGAACUAGAGCAUUUCAAUGUGCUAGCAUGUUUACAUUUUUCUGUUUUUUACAACUAAAAGUGGUGAGUCUUUUUAAAAGAGAAAGGUACUGCUUGCUCCUCGGUGUUGUGUCUUUUGGUCUCUCUGGUUGAAGUAGUCUUAUCAUUGUCCAAAGGCUCAAAUGGAUUUUGUUGGUUGAAUAUUUAGUAUUGGAGCAGUGCAAUUGCACAAAGUAAUGGAACUCAAGUUUUUGUAAUUCUUGUAAUGAUUUUUAUAGGUUAGGGUAAGGUUGCUUCUUGACGUUUUGUUUUUAAUUUUAAUUUUUUUCCACUUUUUCUUAUUUAAGGUCAUCCGAGCCAGUUUCGUGUAUAUCAGGUCCUGCUGUUGAAGGACCUUUUUACAAUUGACUAAUUAAGGACCGUAUGAUAUUUCAUCUCU
Messenger RNA from Olea europaea var. sylvestris, 2689 nucleotides. Its product is annotated as transcription initiation factor TFIID subunit 15b-like. Bases 159 to 1454 code for a protein of 431 amino acids. The transcript has 6 exons. Gene Ontology annotation, molecular function: RNA binding. Lineage: Eukaryota; Viridiplantae; Streptophyta; Magnoliopsida; Lamiales; Oleaceae. The record is from RefSeq and is a predicted model, not a curated record.